UUUGGUAGGGACUCGUCAAUGAUCUCGGGUGUACAAAUAUAGGUGUCAAUGAAAUGCCUUCAGAGGUGAAGCUUAUCCCACGGAAGUGUGACACAGAAAUGAACCGCAAAUUAUUUAUUAAAAAGCCGCUGUUCGAAAUAACAGAAAAUGCUGGAACACCCCGAGUAUACGUCAGGCAGCUUCAGACUUUUCAUCAGAACCUGGAGCAACUUCACAAAAGUAACCGACUCGGAGCCAGUGCAGGAAAAGGGAAAUCUGAGUGGGUGGAAGUGAGAAGAUAUUAAAUUAUGGGGCAACAUGAUCCAAGAAAGAAAUGAACGAUAUGGUGGCACAGGGGAAAUUAUUUUCCAGCACCCGUCCAGUAUGGAACCUCUGACCGCGCUUCCCCUUCUCUGUCCUUGUUCAUCGGAUAUUGUUACACAAUAGGAACAGUCUGACUUUUGGGAAGGAAACGUGGUGGAAAACAUCCGGAUGUCAUACAAUUAGGGUUCGGUUUGGGGUUAGAAGGGCUGACGUGUUAAAAUCUGUCGAUAGUCUGUGUUCCAGUCUUUCGAGUUCCACAUCCUUAAUUCUUUUCCAAAUCCAAACCCAUUGCCGUAUAAAUAUUUCUCUCUCAUAUCUGUAUGAGCUACUGGAUGUUCACAGCAUUUUCUGACUUUAUUUCAGAUUUCUGCAUCCACAGAAUUUUUUUUCCGUUUAUUGAGAAUAGCUCCUGACUCCAUGCAAUAAAUUUAACUGGUUCUGCCUGAAGACCUGCAAGAAACACUUUAAUAUAAGAUCACGGCUUGAAGAAAUGGUUUCAAACUGGACCAGAAUCUUUCUCAUAACUGGGAUGAUUUGGAAUUUAUCACAAGGUCAUUGGGAAUGGACAUCCUGGUUUAAUGUUGAUCAUCCUGGUGGGAGUGGAGACUAUGAACAGCUUGUUGCAAUCCAACGUUAUUAUGGGGAAAGAAUAUGUCUGAGACCAGUUGCUGUUGAAGCUCGCACUAUACAUGGGGUCCCUGCCACAAUGACAGGAGAGGUUGUGCACCUCAACCCUCAGCUUGGUUUCUGGUGUCUCAACAAGGAACAACUUUCAGGAAAACCUUGUUCAAAUUAUGCUGUCCGAUUCAGAUGUCCCAAACGUUCGACAGUUUCUCAGAGUUUCUGGUCCCAGUGGUCAGACUGGGGCUCCUGCACAGCAGCCUGUGAGGAGACAGGAGUACAGUUACGUCAUCGCACCUGCUCCACCGACAACCAGAACAAGGAGCAACUGUGUCCAGGUCCUGUGGAGGAGGGCAGGAUAUGCAAAGGCACAGCUUGUAUAACAACUCCUGCAACCUCCAGCAAGCCACUAAAGAUUCCAAGGGAAAGUAAGGAGGAGCAGCAGCCUGGUUGUAAACUGAGAUGCACAAUGGGUCGUGUAAAUGCAGAGUGCAGUCGAUGUAUGUGCGAAGAACAUCUACUCCACGGUUCUGUACAUCUUCAAGAUGGCGCUCCAGCCUCCCAGGCAACUGUCCAGCUGUGGGGAGACUCUGACCAAAUCCUGACAGUCUGUGAUGAAAAGGGAAAGUUCAGGAUUCCUGGUCUUUGCCCUGAUGGCAAAACUGUGUUAAAAAUUAUGAAGUCACAUUAUGGAACUGUGCUUCAUACACUGAGCAUAAACAACAGCAAAAUAUCUACCAUUGAAGUGAAACUCAAGAGAUCUGAGAAACCAUAUAUCAGGAAACAUCCAUCAAACAAAGUCAGACAUGAGGGACAAAGUGUGACUUUCUGCUGCAAAGUUCAGUGUAAUCCCCCACCAGACAAGUACUUCUGGUAUCAUAAUGGCUCUCUUUUAGAUGUGAAGACACAUGGUUAUCACAGUUCUCUUGUGUUAAGGGACCUUCAACCACAACAGGCUGGACAAUAUUUGUGUCAAGCUCGUAACAUUGCAGGCUCUAUUAAAUCCAAGCCAGCCUCGUUGACAGUGAUAGCUCUUGGUGCUCCUUCAUGCAACCCCAAACCUAAGACCCACUUAAUACAGCUUCCUUAUGACUGUUACCAGAAUCUGACUCAGUCAUUUUACUACAAUGUGGGAAAAUGUUCUGUCACAACAUGCAGUGGUGAGCAUGAACCAGAGCCACGAUGCAAAGACACAACAGCUUACUGCUGUGGGGCAGUGAAACUUGUGGAAAGGAAGAUUUCCUGCACCAACUAUAUGCUUCCAAUCAAGGUGGUCAGCAGGUGUGGUUGUCAGAAGUGUGUUGAAACCAGGGCAAUUGUCCGUGGCCGUGCACUUGCUGCUGAUAAUGGUGAAGCCAUGCGGUUUGGACUGAUUUUCAUGAGUGGAAAGAAGAUUAGUAUGACUGGGUUUAGAGGAACAUUCUCCAUUCAGGUUCCUGCAGACAUUGAUCGGCUAGUACUCACCUUUGUAGAUCGGUAUGGCAAGUUUGUGAACACAACAAAGAUUCUUCCCUUUAACAAAAAAGGCAGCUCUGUCUAUCAUGAGAUUAAACUUCUAAGGAAAAAGCCAGCAGUGACUUUGGAUUGUUCUGUCAGCAAUACCAUCUCACUGGGAGCAAUCGAAAACCAAAGUCCCAUAGCGGAAUUGGAGAUUCCUCCCAACUCCUUCUACAGGCAGAAUGGAGAUAUUUACAGGGGGUUAGUCAAAGCCAGUGUAACAUUCUUAGAUCCAAGGGAUAUCUCGUUAGCUUCAGCAGCCCAGAGUGAUCUGAAUUUCAUUAAUGAAGAAGGUGAUGUUCUUCCUUUGAGGACAUAUGGCAUGUUUUCUCUUGACUUUAGAGAUGAAGCAGCAAAGGAAAGCCUCAAUGCAGGACAAGUGAAGGUUUUUCUGGACUCUGCACAGGUGAAAAUGCCAGAACACUUGGAGAAAAUGAAGCUGUGGUCAAUGAACCCUGAAACGGGCUUCUGGGAAGAAGAAGGUGAUUUUACUUUUAUUAGUAUUCGACGAGGUAAACGAGAAGAUAGAAAGUUUCUGGUGGGCAAUAUGGAGAUUCGAGAGAGAAGACUUUUUAACCUUGAUGUCCCUGAAAGCAGAAGGUGCUAUGUUAAAGUUAGAACAUUUCGAAGUGAUCGAUUUAUGCCAAGCAAUCAGAUCGAAGGAGUUGUGGUGUCACUUAUUAAUGUGGAACCCAUGUCAGGCUUUUCCUCUAAUCCCAGAGCUUGGGGUCGGUUUGACAGUGUUAUUACUGGUCCAAACGGAGCUUGCUUGCCAGCUUUCUGUGAUGACCAGCAGCCAGAUGCUUACUCCGCCUAUGUGAUGGCAACUCUAGCGGGAGAAGAACUUGAGGCAGUAGCAUCUUUCCCAGAUAUGAACUCAAAUACAAUAGGUGUUCAGCAAUCUUAUUUCAAGAAGCUGCAGUAUAGAAGAUCAGAUCAUGAAGAUGCCAAUGUUAAAAAGACAGCUUUUAAAAUAAAUGUAGCCAAACCAACACCCACUGUCUCAGAUGAAAUGGAUGGUCCUAUUUACCGUUAUGAAAAUUUUAAAGAAUGUGAAGAGGCUUCAUUUAGUGCAGGUCAUUUCCGCUUUUACAGAGUCGAAGGAGACAGUUAUGCUUUUAACACUGUACCUUUCGAUGACGAUGACCCAAUGAGCUGGACAGAAGACUACCUUGCUUGGUGGCCAAGGCCACUGGAAUUCAGAGCUUGUUAUAUAAAGGUCAAACUCCACAGCCCUCAAGAGAUUACUGUGAGAUCUCGAAACACAGGAGGGACUCAUCCUCAGACAGUUGGAAAAAUUUACGGUAUUCGCGAUAUGCGAAGCACUCGUGCUCUGGACCACUUGGGCAUCUCUGCCGUUUGCUUGGAAUUUAAGUGUAGUGGAAUGCUCUAUGACCAAGAACGCAUUGACCGCACAUUAGUGAAGAUCAUCCCUCAAGGUAAAUGUCACAGAGAAAGUGUGAACAAUAUGUUACAGGAAUAUCUGGUCAACCACCUUCCUCUUGCUGUCAACAAUGACUCCAGUGAAUUUACCAUGUUGGCUCCACUCGAUCCCCUUGGCCAUAACUAUGGAAUCUACACAGUAACUGAUCAGGAUCCAAGGACAGCCAAAGAAAUAGCACUGGGGAGAUGUUUUCAUGGAAGUUCAGACAGUGUAUCCAGAGUCAUGAAGUCUAAUGUUGGUGUGGCAUUGACCUUUAAUUGUGACGAGAAGCAGGAGCACCGGCAGAAUAUAUUCCAAAGUCUGCAGAACUCUCCAAAAUUCCCAGAGGUGAACAACAUGAGCAUGGGACGAAGAAAGAGAGGAAAAGGACAGAGAGAUCAUUUAUUUGGUCUUCGUCAAUUUAAUAAAUACAGAAAGCAGAGAAUAGCUCCACGCAGAAAGCAAUGGCAGAGGAACCUACAGUUCAGUGCUCGAGAUUAAACAAACGCUUCCCAACAAACAACCUAACUUGAGAAACUUGAUUAGCCAAUCACAAAAUCAACACUUCCUAAAGAAGGAAGUCAAUUCUGUUAAUCCAUUGAGCUGGGAGAUAAUUAAUCUUUUUUUUGAAGUGCACAAAUAUAAAUCCUAUUUAUUUUUGGUGGUAUUUCAAAACAUUUUUUUAUCACUUACAAUAUAUUUGCAGCAAAAAUAUAUUGGAAAACAAAAUUAAACACCUUUAAAUAUAAUUCGUAGCUUCAAUCUGAUCCAAGCUUUGUUGUUUUGAUGCUAUUAUAUUCUACUUAGAGUUAGUAUUUUAAGAUAUGCACUCUUUUGUACAAUAAAUUGCUUCCAUUUCAGAUUUCCUUUACAUAUGGUUAUUGCCUUAAGAUUUAUUUCAUUAUAUGAUUUUAUUUAAUUUGAAAGAUUUGUAUGUGUUGCAAGACUAUAGCAGCUGAGAUUGUUGGCCUUAAAAUGAGAACAGUCAACAGGUGAUUUAAUAGCAAUGUUCAAAAGCAUGGGAACAUAGAUUAUACGAGCAGGAGUAGGCCAUUAAGCCCAUUGAGUGUGCUCUGCCACUCAACUGGAUCGUGAGAAAUUAUGUCAAGUGAGAGAUCAGCAACCAGACAUAACCUUUAAGGUAAGUGGCAAAAUAUUCAGAGGGUUCAUUUCUUUACACAGUAAAUUAUUAAUCAUAGAAUCCCUACACUGUGGAAACAGUGGCCUGACAGGUCCACACCAAACAGCAUCCCACCUAGACC
Chiloscyllium plagiosum (whitespotted bambooshark) is the source of this 5106-nucleotide messenger RNA. The record is from RefSeq and is a predicted model, not a curated record. Lineage: Eukaryota; Metazoa; Chordata; Chondrichthyes; Orectolobiformes; Hemiscylliidae.